This is a messenger RNA of Orbicella faveolata, 7572 nucleotides long. RefSeq lists its product as uncharacterized. Gene Ontology annotation, biological process: G protein-coupled receptor signaling pathway; protein phosphorylation. The record is from RefSeq and is a predicted model, not a curated record. Gene Ontology annotation, cellular component: membrane. Lineage: Eukaryota; Metazoa; Cnidaria; Anthozoa; Scleractinia; Merulinidae. Gene Ontology annotation, molecular function: ATP binding; G protein-coupled receptor activity; protein-hormone receptor activity.
GAUAAGAGAAAACAAGGUAAGAGUUUUUGUGUGUUCUGAGAUUUUGGUAUUUUCAGUGCGUUAGUGAACAGAAAGUCCCAGUCUGUGCCCAGCGUCUACUUUUCAAAUUUCUUCGUGUAAAUUAAUUCACCUUUUACAACUCAUUUCAAUUUCGUAUUUGCAGCACAACAGUGUCCUUAGAAGUUGCUCUCUUUGUGAAUAAAAAAAAAAUUGUUUUGUUUCAAACAAUGAUGAGACAGGUUGAUUCUUGACGAAUAGUACGAUAAUUAAUGAAUAUGAGUCAGAGGAAAAUGGGCCCUAAAUUAGGAACUGCGGCAGACAUGUCUAUCAAAACUGAUAGACACGCUUGGCUAAUUGAAAUCAGUGUUUCUUAAAACGCGUGGUAAGAUUUAACUAUUGCACCGUGUUACCUUCUGUUAUCAGGUGGAUUCGUUGCCUCUCUUCCUGCUGGAGCAUCUGACUCGCGUUCCUCCCUCUCAUCUCCCGUCAUCAACGUCCAUUACUACGAAUGGAAGUGUUUACGUUUCUGGUAUUUCAUUGGCGCUACUGAUGCUCGAGACUGGUAUACAACGUCGUUGAUGUUGUUACUGAGGACAGUGACAUCAAACCAAGCAAUGGUGCUUUUUUUUGCGGAUGAAGUGACAGAUAAAGCGCGGUAUACACAGAUACCCUUAUCGAGAAAUUCCACUAACUCACAGAUUUUUUUUGAGGGCUUCAAUGAGUUACCUGGUGGACAGUUUUUAGCCAUUGAUGACGUUUCCUUCUCCAAAGAGCCAUGUAAACAAAUUCCUUGGAAACAAGAUGGAGAAUGCCGAAAAGAUCUCGGCAUGGAAAACAGUGCGAUCUCUGACAGACAAAUUACUGCCUCUUCGCAACUGGAUGCCAAUCACGCUGCCAUCCAAGGCAGACUAAACUUUAAAGCAACGGCAAACAAAGCAGGCUCUUGGUCAGCUGGCAGCAAUGAUUCCAGUCAAUGGCUGCAGGUUGAUCUGGGCAGUCAGCACACUAAAGUGACACUUGUAGCAACUCAAGGUAGUGACGAUUCACCACAGUGGGUAACCAAGUACAAACUGCAGUACAGUAACGACGGAGAGACCUUCCACUAUUACAUGGAACAAAGAAAAAAGGAAAAAAAGGAUUUUGCGGGAAACACAGACCAGUACUCUGUUGUCUACCAUGAGUUAAAUCCUCCAAUCAGAGCACGCUACAUGCGCUUUAGACCAGAGGCUUGGCAUGGCCACAUAUCAAUGAGGGUGGAGCUGUAUGGCUGUCGGAGAGCAUGUCAAGAAGAUCUCGGCAUGGAAAACGGUGCAAUCCUUGACGGUCAAAUUACUGCUUCUUCACAAUGGGAUGAAAAGCAUGCUCCCUUCCAGGGCAGACUACACUUUCAAGCAAGUGAAAAUAAACAGGGAAGUUGGGUAGCUGCCAGAGGAGAUCUCCAUCAAUGGCUCCAGGUUGAUUUGGGCAGUCGGUUCACUAAGGUGACACGAGUAGCAACGCAAGGGCGAAAUGGUGGUUGUUGCCAGUGGGUAGAACGCUACAAGCUGCAGUAUUGUGACGAUGGAGUGAACUUCCACUACUACAGGGAACAAGGACAAACUGCAGAUAAGGAAUUUUCUGGAAACACAGACACUGACACUGUUGUUUAUCAUGACUUAAACCCACCAAUCAGGGCACGUUAUAUCCGUUUUCGACCAGAGUCUUGGUAUAACGCCAUAUCACUGAGGGCUGAGCUUUAUGGUUGUCAUGGAGAAUGCCAAGAAGCUCUAGGUAUGAGAACCGGUGCAAUCUCUAACGCACAAAUUAGUGCUUCGUCGGAAUGGGAUUCCAAUCAUGCCGCCAUCCAGGGCAGACUUAACUUUAAAGUUAUUCCACGGAAGUCAGGAUCUUGGUCAGCUCGCAGAAAUGAUUUAAAUCAAUGGCUGGAGGUCUUCCUGGGAGAUCAGCUGACCGAUGUAACAGGUGUCGCAACGCAAGGAAGAAGUGAUAUCAAUUUCUGGGUAAUCCGGUACAAGCUGAUGUUCAGUGACAAAGGAGGGACGUUUCAGUACUACAGAAAGAAUGGUCAAACUUCAGUUAAGAUUUUUAGUGGAAAUAGAGACCGGAACACUGUUGUCCGUCGUAACCUAAACCCAGCAAUCAGAGCCGUACGUUAUAUCCGUUUCCAACCAGUAUAUUGGAGGGGGUUGAUAUCAAUGAGAGUGGAGUUAUAUGGGUGUCUGCAUGGUACUGUGGGAGGAUGUUGGCAAGCUCUCGGCAUGGAAAGCGGUGCAAUCUCUGACAAACAAAUUAAAGCUUCUUCGCAAUGGGAUUCCAAUCAUGCUCCCUUCCAGGGCAGACUACACUUUCAAGGAAUUUCUUUUAAAGCGGGAUCUUGGUCAGCUGGCAAAAAUGAUCUCCAUCAAUGGUUGCAAGUUGAUCUGGGUAGCCAGUACUCUAAAGUGACACGUGUAGCAACGCAAGGAAGGAAUGCUUACAAUCAGUGGGUAACCAAGUACAAGCUGCAGUACAGUAACGAUGGAGUGACCUUCCAGUACUACAGAGAACGAGGAGAAACUGUAGAUAAGAAUUUCACUGGAAACACAGACCGGGAUACUAUAAUUUUUCAUGAACUAAACCCACCAAUCAGAGCACGUUACAUCCGUUUCCUCCCAGAGGCUUGGUAUGAGCACAUAUCGAUGAGGGUGGAGUUGUAUGGCUGUCCAGCUUGUCUAGACGCUCUUGGCAUGGCAAAUGGCGCAAUCUCUGAUGGGCAAAUUAGUGCUUCUUCGCAAAUAGAUUCCAGUCAUGCUGUUACUCAGGCCAGACUUCACUUUAAAGCAACUGCAGGCAAAGCAGGAUCAUGGUCAGCUCGCAGUAACGAUGUAAAUCAAUGGCUCCAGAUUGAUCUAGGGAGUCGGCACAACAACGUCACACGUGUGGCAACACAAGGAAGAAAUGAUUCCCUUGAGUGGGUAACCAAGUACAAACUGCAAUACAGUAACGAUGGUGUGAACUUCCAGUACUACAGAGAACAAGGACAAACUGCAGAUAAGAAUUUUACUGGGAACGAAGACCAGGACAGUGUUGUGCACAAUGAAUUAAACCCACCAAUCAGGGCACGUUUUAUCCGUUUUCUACCACAAGAAUGGGUUGGUCACAUAUCAAUGAGAGUGGAGCUGUAUGGCUGUCAAGAUGACCGUUUAUGUGACAUGUCCGUUGACUGGUGUGGAUGGAAAAAUGUGCUUGGUUGGAAAAGAAUCAAAUACAAAGAGCUUAACCAGGAGCAUCAAGAUGAGAUUGACGAAGGCAACUACGAGAUUCAUCUUCCCGACAUCAGUGGUGGCUACGUGUCAUUCCCACAUUUCCCAUGGCGUGGUAGCGACUUUACCAUCUGCUUCUGGUUGAAGACGAAACACAGUGGCUUUUUCAUCGAAUACGAAGUCGCCGCCUCUAUAGAGCAAAAUGUUACGCUGGUGCUGGGGCUUUACUUUCAUAGCCGCAGUUUUGAAAUUCUAUUUGGCAGCAUAAGAAGCAAUAUCCCAAUGGGCGUGACAGACGACAUGUGGCAUCACGUUUGUGUGGUAUGGGAAGGUGAGCGCGGGCUCUUGGCAUCCUUCAAAGAUGGCGAAAGAAAUUAUCAAUCAAAUGAGUUUCGAGCAGACUCACUUGAUGUGAGGAUUGGAGGCAUAGGAACUACGACUAUAGGCUUCAGAGCAACAAACAAAACUGAGUCCAAUGACCUUGUAAAAUUGAGUGGCUUCAAUGAGUGGACGUAUGCAAUAAUCGCAGAGGAGGUAUUGCGCAUGUCAUAUGGAUGUGGUCAUGAGGCAGGAAACGCAAAGGCGUGGGAAAUAGUUAAACAAGGAUUGAAGAAAAACGUUACGGUACAAUGGUUUCGAACUUGCAACGAUAGAAAAGGUGACCGACUUGUCAUAGAUACCAACGCAACUGGCUUUAACCAGGCCGCUGUUCUUGUGAGCCCAGUAUACAGCAGAUCACACUAUGGGCACAGCAAAUGCUUAAGGUUUCGUUACAUGUUGAAGGGACCUGGAGAAAAAGCACUGACAAUUUAUCAGAUAGCAGACAACGGUCGACAAAUGCCAGUUUGGGUUUCUAAAAAGGAAACUGGUUCGAACUGGAUUUAUGGCCAAGUUCCAUUGAGCUCUAUUUCGAAGUUUCAGGUAUCGAUAAAAGGUGAAGCAGAAAAGAGUAAUGACUUAAUAGCAUUGACUGGACUGUACAUUGACGGAGAGAGAUAUUGCAAACACGAGCCACUGUCGGCCAAACAAGCUUGCAGUGAGAACUUAUUCAACAUGUCAGGAUAUUUCUUCUCUCCAUCAUUUCCUGGAUAUUAUCUUGAUGACAUGUUCUGCGCGUGGUACAUCACCGUCCCACCUGGUUACGUCAUUAACCUGAAAUUCCAAGAAUUCCGACUCAAAGAUGAUCCCAUGUGCGAAAACUGUUUUCUUCAGAUUUUUGAUGGGCGCGACAAGACAGCACCCAUAAAAGGCAGAUUCUGUGGCUAUAUGUAUCCUCCUAUCUUAGUCUCGUCGUCAAAUCAUUUUACGGUUGUCCUUUCUUGUAGUGGAAAUUUGCACAAAGCAAGGUUUAAGGCCCUCUAUUACGCUGUUGGUGCUCUUCAGUAUUCAGAAUCGUCUUGUCUGCGUCAACAAGGGUGUCCGUCGAGCUGCGAAUGCAAAGAGUUUGGCGAAAAUCAACGCAAGAAGAUUCUGGUCACUGGAGAGGAUUUGCUUACUGUUCCGAGAAACCUUCCUUUCAACACUGGAGCAGUGCAUUUCCAGCAAAACCGGAUCUCCCAGCUACGGGAGAAGGAUUUUGCAGACCUCCCGAAACUGGAAUAUAUCGAUAUGAGUUUCAAUGUUCUCAUUCACCUUGAUGAAGAGUCUUUCCAUAAUGUAACGUCCGUCAAGACUCUGAGACUGGAUUUUAACUUUAUUCGUGCUCUCCCUGUUGGGGCGUUCAGUGGACUUCCUAGUUUACGCGUCCUUGAUUUAGGAGCAAACCUUCUUCGCAAAGCCGUUAGUGGAUUAUUGGAUGGACUGCUUCAGUUAGAAGUUUUGGGCUUGCGUUCAAAUCAGUUAAAUGAGUUGGAAUAUGGAGUGUUUGGAAACAAUAGCAACAUGAACCACUUGUACCUCCAGGAAAACAAGCUCACAACAUUACCAGAUGGCCUGUUUGGAGCUCUGUCACAACUGAAGUUAUUGAAUCUAAGCAGCAAUGAACUGACUGAAGUUUCGAAGGACACUUUUCGAGGAUUGAUCUCGUUAGAAUACCUGUAUCUGGACAGAAACAAACUCGCUAAAGUACCUUCAGAUGCAUUUGGUGAAUUGACCAACCUGAAAUAUGUGAAACUGGAUCGCUUCAUUCUCUGCUGCUAUGCCGAGAAAUCAAUCGUAGGAGUUGACUGUGAGUCUCCAGUCGAUGAAUUCUCAAGCUGUGACGACCUCAUGAAAAACAAAACUGUCCAGAUUUGUAUUUGGAUUCUCGGAAUCCUUGCCUUCCUCGGUAACCUCCUUGUCAUAAUAUGGCGGAUCAUUGAUAAGGAAGAGAACAGGGUUCAUUCUUUUUUGCUAACAAAUUUGGCAGUUGCCGAUAUGUUGAUGGGCGUGUAUCUAUUGACAAUCGCAAUUAUGGACGUCAGAUGGCGAGGGGAAUACUUUAAGCAUGACAUCGAUUGGAGAUCUGGGCUGGGGUGCCAAAUUGUCGGAGUUCUUUCCAUGCUCUCCAGUGAAGUAUCUGUGCUGAUUCUAACCAUUAUUACAAUGGACAGAUUUCUCUGUAUCGUCUUCCCUUUCAAGUUCAAGCGCCUCACUUUCAAAACUGCCUCUUUUGCAUGUAUAGUAGUGUGGAUAUUUGGUGUCGUCAUAUCUGUAAUUCCCAUCGCAGGGUUCGACUACUUUUACGACAACAGCGGUUACUUUGGUUUCUACAGCCGCUCUGCCGUUUGCCUUCCUCUUCAGCUGUCUGAAGGAAGACCAGUGGGAUGGGAAUAUUCUGUUGUCUUUUUCGUCGGUUUAAACUUCGUUUCUUUCAUGUUUAUCCUCGUCGCCUACAUUACAAUGUUUUGGACAGUAAAGCGCUCGUCCCGAGCUGUGCGAUCGACAAAUUUAAACAAAGAAUCCGCCAUGGCCAAGCGGCUUGUCUUCAUUGUGAUGACAGACUUUUGCUGUUGGAUGCCAAUAAUUAUAAUCAACAUUUUAUCUCUGACUGGAAAUUUUGACGAUCCAGACAAAAUUGCUUAUGUGUGGAUAGCAGUGUUUGUUCUUCCACUGAACUCUUCCCUCAAUCCAAUUCUGUACACGUUUUCCACCGAGAGGGCCAAACGAAGCUUAACCCAGAGGAGAAAAAAAGUCACUGGUUUCGUUAUGAAGACGAUAAACGGCCGAGGGGCAGAUGAAAAUCAGUCGGUUGCUCGACUGAGAAAUCAUGGUGACAACACUGCUCAAUCCAACAUCAGUUCCAGUCCUUCGCAAUUACCCAAAGCAGUGGGAACACCGGAACAAGAGAGCAGACAAGUUCAUGUCGAGCUGAGGCUGAUUGAAGAAGUUAACAUACUCCAAGACGACACUGCAGGAAACCGUUCAACAGGUUAUGUUACAGCUUGGUGCGAAGAAGGAAACAUUUUAAGUAUGGUGCUUCUGAAAUACUUUGAGAAAGAAUUGAAAGAAGAAUGGCAUCGAGAGGCUGAUAUAGUACAGAGCCUGUCUUGUGGUGUAGAGCCGCAUGCCAAUCUACUUCAUUAUCGCUGGCACUCCAAAGCUUGCGACCAAAAACUUGAACAUGGGAAAGAGCAUAUUCGUGCGUUACACUCAAACAGUUUUCUUAUUUGCUACGAUUUUGUGUCAAGUUCAACAUUGGAAGAUUUCCUUUGCGAGAAAGGAACUGUUCUUAACUUCGAUGCAGUGUGUGCUAUUGCCUAUGACGUCAUCAGCGCCAUAGAACGACUACAGGAUCUUGGGAUACUCCAUAACAACAUUUCAACAAGCAAUAUUCUGAUUGGUCAGUGCCCAAGACUUCCCCCUAUAAGAGCAGUCUUGGGUGGAUUUUCUCGAGCGUCCAAUUUGAAGAAAGCCGGUGCCCAUGGCAACGGGUCGGUCGAUGAACAGAGUAACUAUAGCAACGAUAUUGAGCAAUUUGGACAGUUGUUAGCUACCUUAUUAGAAAACUGCCAUGGCUCCAGUGAAUACAACAAGGUGCAUGAAGUUAUGAACCUUUGUUUUGAAGAGAAUGUAGAAAAACACCACGGAGUGUCAUACAUUCGACGUUUACUGGAAGAAGCUUGGUGUACUGACGGAAUGUGGGAUACAUACCUUUGAAUAGAACUGACUGGAAUUAUCACUUUCGGAUUAUUAAAUACAAGACCAGAAGUGAUGCUUUUAUGUCCCUUUUAAUGUUACGGAGAAUUUUGUUCCUAGUUCCUACUUACACUUCAUUUUCAAGCUAACACAGUUUAUAAACUGUAUCUACAUCUGGAACAUCGCUGAGUUAUAUAAAGUUAAAGAAUACUUAAGAGUAAAUGUCAGUAAAAAUCAAAGAUUAUCGGAAAAAUCGCGGACACGGCCAAAAAUC